ACUCCUGUGACCUUUGGUACACAGGACAGCGCUGAGGCAACAGAAAUAAACAGAAGAGCUGAGCUGUUCCUCCACAUGUUUGUAACCUGAUCUGGAAUACCAAAAACACGUCUGCGAUUCAAUUCACUUACAUUUUCCUCCAUGGAUUAUUUUGCUAAAACCUACUACGUUUAAAGGCCAAAGGUAGUACGAUGUUCUCCUUUGUUAGAUCGCUCAUUCCCACUUCCUACUUCCUGCCGGCUUGGUUGACUCUUGAUAUAAAUCCACUGGAUAGUUUGCUUCAAGGACUGGUAGGUGCAUGUGGGAUCUCUCUGCUAUGCUCCCUCAUAAGACUGCACUUAUUUCUAGAAAAAGAGAGUAGCUGUGAUAACAAUGAAAAAGAAACUAUCAAGAGGACACAGAGCCAUCAAAGCAAAACUAAACCUGGACUUUUUGGGAUGCUCCACUUCCUGUUUGUGACUGUGAUGCUGUCUGUGGUGGGGUCUCGUGUUGCCUCCCUGGUGGUACUGGAGUUUUGUCUUCGAGCUGUGUCUGGACUGGUUACAGCGGGAAAGGAGUACAGUAAAUUCGUGCAGCAGCUGUUAAUGCAGAGCCAGUUCUCUCUCGGCUGUGCCCUGACAUGCAGUCUUCACUUUCUCCACGAGGGGGCGCCGCAGCGCUGGCUGUGCCUGCUGCUGGCGGCUGCUCUCAGCUGGUUUCUGUCCCGGCAGACCACCCGGCUGCUGCAGCACGUCACGGCUAUGUAUAAACUGCACAGCUCACAGCGCUACUGCGGCAUCUGCAUCGGCCUGCUCACAUCCGGCCGCUGUGUGCUGCCCAUGCUGUGCAGGGCCAUGAUCAUCACCUUCUCUGUGGCUGUGGUGGCCGCCAUAUUAAUCAUCAAUCAACACUUCCUGUCUGCAACUGAGGCCCUCAGGUUCUGGACCCCCCUCACUAUCUGCUACACACUGCUGGUUGUGUACAUGCAGGAGGAGCAGCACCGGCUGCCCGGCAGCCAGGCUGUCCUGAACACGGUGGUGGUGCGUCUCGGGGGUUUGAUGGUCCUGAUGCUGACUGUUGGACGUUGGGCUGAUGUUCUCCACAUCAUAAUGUGUUUCCUGGGUGAGGCUGGCUGUCUAAUCCCCACCAUGGAUCUGCUGGAUGCCACAUCCUCGCAGGAGGAAGAGGAUUACACAGAAUACGUCAAAAGAGAGCAUCACCGAAGACCAAAGGCCCAAGAGAAAGAACAUCAGAGAUAGGGAUUUCAUUUUUUUGUUGACUUCUUUUAAAUUAAGUACUAUUAUUGCUGCAUCCUCAAUUCAUUAUUUUGUAUUUAGAUGUAAUGUUUUUUCAUUAAAAAGUCCAAGAAACAUAUUAGUUCAAUUUGUUAAAAAAAAAGCCCUUAUAUGUAAAAUAUUAAAAAUACCAACAGUAUAAUCUUACGAACAUAACUUUCUUAUCAUGCAUAUCUUCCACCUAUGCUGUCUGCUGUUCUCUUAUAAAUGUGAUUUCCUUUAUGACUCAUAGAUCAUCAAACUUGCCUCAGUUGACAAACCUGCAGUUAUGGAUGAUUUCAUAGGAGUCUUUGUGACGUCUUUGAUUAAUUAAUGCUGCAAUCUUGGAGAGAUGCUGCUCAUACUCCUGGGGAGAGUCAUUGUUCCAAAUCUUUCUGUAGCCUGGGGCCGUUGUAAACCUUUCCACAGCCUACUGAUAAAUAUAUGGCCAAAUAAGACAGUUUUACUUUAUGUUAUAUUAAAAUAAUAAGCUAAGAAAACUA
This is a messenger RNA of Gymnodraco acuticeps, 1756 nucleotides long. RefSeq names its product transmembrane protein 82 (gene tmem82). The record is from RefSeq and is a predicted model, not a curated record. The transcript is spliced from 6 exons. Bases 192 to 1238 code for a protein of 348 amino acids. Lineage: Eukaryota; Metazoa; Chordata; Actinopteri; Perciformes; Bathydraconidae.